CUACCAUCUGAUCAUUGACACUUCUCAUCGUCACUUCGUCUCGCCAUUUCGUGCUCUGUGAGGCCACCUCGCCAUGAGCAACCCUUCAUCGAAACAGUAUAAUGGCAAUGGCAAGGUUGUACAUGCGCCCGACUCGAGCCCCAUUAGCACGCGCACGGCAAUCGGCUCCGUAGGCGGCUCGUCAUCCAGCAAUGGAGUAGGUCGUAGCGGCAGCAACAGCACGCAUAGGCCCUCUGGCUCGUCGUCAUUCGGAUCUAGCUUUACGCAGGGUAUUAGACGUCCCGCGUCGGGCGCAUCCUCCUCUGCGAAGCCACCAACCUCGCGCAUAGGCCUCCUUGGCGGCGCACAAUCUCCCUACGCUCUCCCUAACGCCGGCAAGAUGAAGUCUGUGCCUUCUCUCAACCUCGAUCAGUACAAGUUUCGAGACGCUAAUGGAAGCGGCACCAGCGUCAACAGCUCCAAGAACAGAGGAGGCACCUCCACCAAUGUUGCUCGCGCGGUCAGCAUCUCCUCCGGUGACGAGGACAGUGAUGAUGAUGGUGCCUCCCGCAGACAGGCGCCCAGGCGCAAAUUCAAGCGCGGCAAACCUCCCUCAGAAUCGCCCUCUCCCGUCAAAACAAGGCCCACCACCGCGAGAGCCGGCUCGUCCUCGUCGCCUAUUGACGUCUCCGACUCGGGAGACGAGACCACGACGAAUCCAGCUCUGCAGAGGCUGCACGACCUCUUCAAGGGCCGUUUCAGUAUGAAGAAGUGCGCAGAUGCUCUGAGGCAGGGCGGAGGCUAUUCGACUGCUGUCGGGAUCCUACGCGACCGAGAACGUGCUGAAGCUUCUGGGUCGAGUAUGGGACGUAGCAGUAGCGCGGGGGGAAGCAGCAUUGGUAGCAGCAGCUUCAACAAGCGACUCAAGAUCGAUGGCUCUACACCAUCCAGCAGGACUAUCAGCCUGGGCUCCAGUCGAGCCUCAAGUGUGGCAUCGUCUCCUGCGCCGACGGCAGAGUCGCUUCGUCGUAUGCGCGAUGCCUCCAGCAGUAAAGCCCAGCUCAAGGCCAAGAGGCGUAGAGAUGCCAGUGACGAUUCAGGCUCAGAUGGCGGCGGUUUCGAGGAGGACAGCGACCGCGAGCAAUCCAAGAGGGCGAGGAAUGCCGUCCAUUGGUUCAACGCUGCAACCGAAGAAACCUUGAUAGAAACGAUCGGCUGCUCACCCGCCCAAGCAAAGACCAUCGCCAACCUGCGUCCCUUCGACGAUGCAGACGAUGCCGAGGAGAAGCUGCGCAGGACAAAAGGCGUAACAGGCAAGCUCUUUACAGACUACAUUGACCUGCUCGCCUCGUUUCACACGGUGGAUCAGGUGCUCAAGCGAUGUGAGCGUAGAGCAGAGAUGCUCGAAAAGGCUUCCUCAUCGGAAGCUAUUGCCGCCGACAAAUUGCACCUCAAGGGGAAGCCGGAGGGUAUGGCAGACGACUUCGACCUUAAGGACUACCAGCUGGACGGCGUCAACUGGCUCAGCCUGCGUUAUCGCAAUGCAACUUCGUGCAUCCUGGCUGACGACAUGGGAACAGGCAAGACGUGCCAGGUCAUUGCCUUCCUCUGUGACUUGAAAGCUCGUGGCGAAAAAGGUGUCAAUCUCGUCGUGGCACCCAGCUCGACCAUCGAAAACUGGUCUCGCGAGCUCAAACGCUUCGGCCCCUCGCUCAACUUCAUCGUCUUUGCGGGUAAUCAGAAUGAGAGGCGCGAGAUCCGCUUCGAGAUUGAGGAGGAUCGCCACCCUGAUCUCGACGUGGUUCUCUCGAGCUACAAUUCCGCCACGUCCAAGACGGAUCUCAAGUUCUUCAAAAAGUUCGGAUUCAACUGCUGCGUAUACGACGAGGGACACCAGCUCAAGAAUCAGGCUACGCAGAACUACAAGAAUUUGAUGCAGGUCAGGGCUGAAUGGCGACUGCUGCUCACGGGAACACCUUUGCAGAACAAUCUGCUCGAACUCAUGUCAUUGUUGAAGUUCAUCAUGCCGAAAGACUUCAAAGACACGACGGAGGCGUUCGAGACGAUCUUCAAAGCCAAGGGGAGCGCUGCUACCGCGAGAGGGUCUCAGCUGUCCAAGUCUCGUGUGGACAGGGCGAGGGCAAUGAUGGGUCCCUUCGUACUUCGCCGCCUCAAGGACAACGUGCUCAGCCUCCCCCCUAAGAAUAUUAGAGUGGAAUACUGCGACAUGACCCCCUUCCAGGGCAAGGUAUACCGCAAAGUCCUGGCCCGCACGCGCGUAGACCUCGAGCAGCAAGCGGCGGGUGACGCUCCCAAGAGCAAAAAGGACCAAUCAGCCAAUAUUCUCAUGCGUCUCCGCAAAGCUGCGAUCCAUCCAAUGCUCUUUCGCACCACAUUCACCGCCGAGCGUAUCCGUGCUUUGGCGAAGGACUACGUCAAGGAGCCUCAAUUCAUGGAUGAGGACCUCGCGCGUCUACAGGAAGACUUUGCGAUCAACUCGGACGCCGAAUUGAGCAGCUUAGCUUCCCAGUACCCUGCGACUCGCAAGCAUCAGGUGCCCGGCGAGGCUUGGCUCAACAGCGGGAAGAUCCUAGCCCUCCGUCGGCUAAUAGAGGAGAUCCGCGGUAGAGGCGAGAAGUUGGUAGUGUUCAGCCAGUUUGAAAUGUGCCUCUUCCUCCUCAUGGCCGCUCUGGACGAGAUGAACACGACAUGGAUUGCCUUCUCAGGCCGCACCAAGGUUGAAGAACGCCAAGACGUCAUCGACGAGUUUCAGACCAAUCCGGACAUUACUGUCUUCCUCCUCACGACCAAGGCUGGAGGUGUAGGAGUGAAUCUGACGGCGGCCAAUUGGGUCAUCAUGCUGGAUCAGGACUUCAAUCCGCAGAAUGACAAGCAAGCUGAAGAUCGCUGUUGGCGUAUCGGGCAGGAGAGGGAGGUGAACGUCGUCAAACUGAUAUCGCGCGGGACAAUCGAUGAGGAUAUUCUUGCCCUUGGGCAGCAGAAACUGGAGCUUGCGGCACGUGUAUCGGGCGUAGAGAAGAAGAGGGCUGUGGCGGGCCUUGCGCCAACAGUCAACGGCGUGGCAAAUGGAGACGCUACAGCGGAGGAGAAGGCGAAGGCGGCCGUUGCUGCGGGGGCAGACCCGGCGGACGGGGCCGCAGUCACGGCUGAUCUGAUGGACGAUGAUCAGCAGCAGGAGAAGACGGCACAGACGCUCAUGUCGAAGUUGAGGAAUCGUAAUGGUGCGACGGGUGGUGGAGGGGAUGGUAAAGAGGGAGACGCAGCGGAUGGGGAUGCGGACGAUGACAGCGACGAUGGUUUCGAGCUGCUCGAGUGAUCAUAAGAGGCGCGCAACGCAGGUGCGGGUGGCCUUAUCAUCUUCGACGUCUUUGCUCCGUUCUCAUAUCGACGUUGCUGUCCUAUUUCAAUAGCAUGAUCUUAACGCUUGACGCGGCC
Jaminaea rosea is the source of this 3435-nucleotide messenger RNA. RefSeq lists its product as hypothetical. Bases 74 to 3316 code for a protein of 1080 amino acids. The record is from RefSeq and is a predicted model, not a curated record. The transcript has a single exon. Gene Ontology annotation, molecular function: DNA binding; ATP-dependent chromatin remodeler activity; ATP binding. Lineage: Eukaryota; Fungi; Basidiomycota; Exobasidiomycetes; Microstromatales. Gene Ontology annotation, cellular component: nucleus.